AUGGGAGGCCUUAUGAAUUCCGUGCAUUAUGCGACAUCGGAUCUCAGAACUCCGGGGCAGAUCCGAGUAGAAGGUAUAGGCGCCAAUGCAGCCACGUACACAAAAGGUUCCACAACUGUACGAUUGAGAUCCCUCGUUGACGAGACUUUCUCGAUGCAAAUUGAAGUCUACAUCCUACAAUCGAUUACGACUAUGACACCAAUAUGCAAGGUCGACUCCUCCGCCUGGGAUCACCUUUCUGGACUCCAGCUUGCCGAUCCAACAUUUGGUACUCCUGCCAAAAUUGAUCUACUUAUUGGCGCAGAUAUUUGGCCCGCUUUAAUUGCCGAUGGGAUUGCUGCGGGACUCCAUGACGAACCGUGCGCGCUCUGUACCCGCCUCGGUUGGGUUGUGAUUGGCCCUGUGAUGGUCAACACUCCAAAUCAUUUGACGCAUACUCUAACUGUCAGUAAAUGUAUAGGCGAUCAGCAACUGGAUAAACUACUGCAGAGGUUCUGGCAGGUUGAGGACAAUGGUCCUGCCGACGAACUCUCGGUAGACUCUUGUGAACGGAUUUUCAUUGACACUGUACGUCGCACAGCGAGUGGACACUAUAGUGUACAAAUCCCGUUUCUUCCGAAUGCUCCCGUGUUAGGAGAUUCAUAUCAAGCAGCGCGCCGUCAGUUUUUCAUCUUGAGCGAAAAUUAG
Molecule: messenger RNA, 687 nt
Organism: Bactrocera dorsalis (oriental fruit fly)
Lineage: Eukaryota; Metazoa; Arthropoda; Insecta; Diptera; Tephritidae
Exons: 2
Coding region: 1-687 (228 amino acids)
Source: RefSeq, a predicted model, not a curated record